Molecule: messenger RNA, 2259 nt
Organism: Paramecium tetraurelia
Lineage: Eukaryota; Ciliophora; Oligohymenophorea; Peniculida; Parameciidae
Exons: 5
Biological process (GO): peptidyl-serine phosphorylation; protein autophosphorylation; autophagy
Cellular component (GO): autophagosome; cytoplasm
Molecular function (GO): ATP binding; protein serine/threonine kinase activity
Source: RefSeq, a predicted model, not a curated record
AUGUAGGCUCGUAUUCAACAGCUAUCUAAACAUAUUCCAGACAAGCGAAUUCACAACUAUGCUUUUUCCACACAAGCCGUCAUUGGAAGAGGCUCCUAUGGAGUAGUCUAUAUCGGUAGAAAUAUAGAUUCAGGGUAAAUUGUUGCCAUUAAAGCAAUCGCCUUCUAACAAUAUUCCUCAGAGAAUCAAACAUUAUUACAAAAAGAAAUUGAUAUAAUGAAAGACUUGGACUGUCCCAAUAUAGUUAGACUUAUCGAUGUAAUUACAACGGCUAAUAAUUGUUAUAUAAUUUCGGAACUGUGUACCGGAGGAGACUUAAAAGAAUACAUGAAAAGAUCAGGACCAAUUGAGGAAUCAGCUGCUACUAAAAUAUUGAUAUAAAUAUUGCGGGGGAUUCUUUAAUCAUUUAAAAGAGGAAUCAUACAUAGAGAUCUUAAACCAGCCAACAUCUUAGUGGCCAACAAUAACAUAUUCAAGAUAGCCGACUUUGGAUUUGCCAAACGAUUCGAUAAAUUAGAUGAAGAUUUGAUGACAUCCCUAGUUGGAACUCCCCUCUACAUGUCUCCACAAGUAUUACUUAGAAGAUAAUACACUUCCAAAUGCGAUGUAUGGUCUAUAGGCUUAAUAUUCUACGAAAUGAUAGAAGGCAAAACACCUUGGAAUGUUAGAGACAUUCUAGAUUUAGUUAAUAAACAGAGAAAUUAAAAAAUUGCUUUUUCAAAAAAAAUUUCUAAAUCAGCUUAAUAAUUCAUCACUGGGUGUUUAGCUUACGAAGAAAAUAAUAGAUUUGGGUGGGAAUAAGUCUUUACUCAUCCUUUAUUUGAAAAUGCAUUUGAGAGACAACCAAAAAAGGAGACAUAAUAAUAAUCUUAACCUCAAACUUAAAAUCCAUAACCAUAACCUUAAGUUUAAUAAUUAUAUUAAUAAACAUAAUAGCCUGCAUAAAAUCAUCCACAAAAUUAAACUUAGUAAGUAUCUUAAAAUAAGAACACUUCAAAGUAGUAACAAGCUUCAAUGCAUUAACAAUAAAUUUAAUAAGUUUUCUCUUAAACUUAACCCCUGUAAUAGUUAUAAUAACAGAUUCCAAACUAAUAAUAAAAGCCAAUAAUACAACCUACUUAACCAUAACUACAAUAAUAGUUUGCAAAUACUUCAAAUUUAACUCCCCAAGAGGCUAAAUAAAACAAGUCAAUGCAAAUAAUCCCUAAUGUAAGUCCUACAGAUGAUAAAAUUAAACGAAAUACAAUAUCUCCUCUGUAAUUACACGUUGAUAAUCGAUAAGUUUAGCUGAUUAAAGGUAAGCAUUAUUUGAAAACUCAUGCUUCCCCCCAAAAUGAUGAGGAAAACAAAAAUAAUAUCUCCAACUAAAAAAUAUAAAAUUGUCAAACACAGCCUAAUACUUAGAAGAAAGAUAGAACUGUGAGUGUAGUUCAUCAUAAAGUUGAAUCUUAGCAGACUACUAGCAGAUAUAGUGACAAUAAGUAAUGCAGGGAAGAUUAAUUCAAAUCUGAAAGAAAUUAUUGUCCUCCAAAGCAUCUUUACUAAAAUUCAGAGCCAAAGUUCCUAUUUCAUAGAUAAUCUUCUGAAAAUGAUGAAUUCACUAUCAACAGAAUGCUUAUUUAAAAUUAGAUAGAAUUUUUGUUGUUUCUGAAAAAACUUAGAGAACAAUUACUUGAGUUCUAUGGCAACAAUUCAAUUUAAGCAUCAACAGUUGAAAAAUUAUCCUUUAUUCUUUUGAAAAAUGUUAUGAUCAAAACUACAGAUAUAAAAACUAAUCUUGUUGAUAAAUAAAUCAAUAUAUUAGAUUUAAGAGAUUUUGAACAUUUUAGAAUGACAGAAUCUUUUCGAAAUUUAGAAAAAUGCAUUUUAGAAAUCCAUUUUGAAACAUUCAAUCAAUUCUAAGAAACGUUCUUGCAUUUAAACGAAAAUUUAAAUUUAGUUAUGUAGGAUUCAGAUUUCUUAGAAAUAUUUAAUAACAAUUUUGAGUAUUCAAUUCAUUUUGUUAAAUAUGCUUACAAUUUGACUGCCUAAUUCAUUAAAUCCUUUUUAUAUGACUAAGUACUUGAGUGCUCAAAUGUGAAGAUUGUAAAUUUUACUUUUCUUUUGGGACAAUUAGCCUAAUAUUUAUAAUAAAUGUCAUUCUCUCCAAAUGAUGUGAAUAAACUCCUUAGUAAUUGUCGUAGUUUCAAGGAGGAUUUCAGAUUAAAAAGAGUUGAAUGUCUAAACUUAAUGGAGAAACUAAUAGUUAAAUACAAUUGA